CCUUAAAUAGAAACACAAGAGCUGAACCAUUGUAAGGUAGUGAACAGGAAAUGGAGUAAUUCUGGAAUGCAGGGAGCCAGCAGGUGAGCCACGCCCACCCGAUCUACCUCUUGCAUCUCCUCACACGGUCGAGAGCUGAUUUAGUAAAACGUCCAGAGCAGCAGGAGUUUUAGGAAGACGACAGGGGAAAGAGGAUGAGUGUUUGGCCUAAAGACAAUCUCCAUACUCAGAAUUAUAAGAUCUGGAAAAUACUGCUGGGAAAAAAAGAUCUGAUGUUUGCCUGCGAGAUGCAGAUUCUGCUGCGACUGGCUGUUCUGGUGGUGAGCCUUGUCGUAGCGGUGGCUCAGAUCCCCUCACCUCACUUCCUGUUCCAGAGACCCAUGUCCUGGUCCAAAGCGCGGGAGUUUUGUCAGCGGCACUAUGUGGACCUGGCCGUGCUAAACACAGAGCAGCAGUACUUUGCUGUCCUCAAUGCCACCCUUGCAAGCAAAGUCAGCUUCUGGCUCGGUCUGCGGCGUCAGAGCAGCCUCAGCAACUGGACCUGGGUGAACGGGGAAGAGCUGAAGUACACACACUGGUACAGGAGGAAUUACAGAAGCCUCUGUGCCAGUUUGGAAUCCAUGUUGGAUAAAGACAAGAAGAUGCUGGCUCGCUUCUGUGACGAGCCGCACAUGUUUGUCUGUCAGGGUCCAGUUGCUCCACAGACAGUGAAGGCAGCAUCAGUGGGCAACGGUCAGUUGAAUCUCAGCUGGAACAUCUCUGCCUUUAUGCAGAUGACACCACACCAUUACAACGUGACCAUGUGUACCAGCACAUGUGACACAGUCCUGUACUCUUACACCGGUCGCUCGGCCUUCAUGAGCGUCAACAUCUCCAGCCUGACUUCAGCCCCUGAGACCUUCAUCCAGGUCGCUGCUUUCCUUGUUCGGCCUGACGCUGUGACUGGUGGUGAAAGGAUCCUUCAAAGUGAUCCCACAACUUUACACUACGAAACGGCAGAUUCUACUAAGCAGCACGACGUGAUCCAUCUCAUUUUGAAGCUGCUCCAGAUCGUGUCCCUGGUUCCUCCGCUGUUGAUUCUUUAUCGUAUCAUCAAAAAAGGUUUUGAGCUGGAUCAUGACGUCUCAGAGGAAUUGAGAUCAGUGGAGAGUGUAAUUAUUGAUCUGAUCCCUGAGAAACCACAGGAACUGGCUGAAAAGGGCUAAACAUCCAUCACCUAAGGGAACGGCAACACGAAGAAUCCAGAAAAAGUUGAAUAUAUAACUUAAAGGAAGAGAUGAGCUUUCCAACCUGGAAUAACAGGACCAAUGUUUGGAAGUUCUUGAGAACCUGACCAGUCACCACGUUAGUGAGGAUUAAAAUGAUCCUAGUAGUAGAUCAUUGUGCAGAUGGCUCAGUAGAGCACCUCAGGCUGCUGUCUGCUCACUGCCGCCUGCUCCCAGUGCAUCGCCACGAUCUCCUCCACCAUUUGAGUCUGUGCAGCCAAUGACUGGAGCUGCUGCGGAGCCGUCAUUCAAUCGGAUGUGUCGGGGCGCCAUGUUGGGCCCCAUGUUGGGCGCCACUGUGGCCCUCACUAAUCAUCAGCAGAGAGACGAGAGGCGUUUUAGGAAUCCUCUCAUCUUCUCAUCUCUUCCACAAACACUGAAAGAAUAUACCUGCAAUGUAUUGUUUCAUUAAAUCUGAGCUCAUAUCCAGCCAUCGCUAAUCAAAGCUAAUCGGUUAGCAUGAUUAAUCGAGGGUGGACACAUUGAUGAGUACACUCCUGUGAAACAAGGUGGGAUAUAUGAAACCCUCUUUCUUUAGAGAGUAAGUGAAUGUUGACAUUAGCACUGUGAGUUCAACACAGCUUCUUAGCGAAAUGAUCUCAGAAUGUUUUUUUUAUUACUGAACUGAUUUGUACUUUAGCCUUUUUUUAAACUUUUUUAUCAAAUAAAACCUCAGACCUUUAAGUUUAUUUCAAAAGGCUUAAUGUCAAUAAAUGUGAAAUGUUCCAUUUGGCCAGAAGUUACAUAACUUAAAGCCACGUCAUACAAAACGUCACUAUCAUGUAGAUGUGGUGGCAAAUUCUAAAAGACUGUAUCAAAAAGACACACGUUUUUUCAAAUAGUAUUAAACAACACUUUUGUUUGUUUUUUAGAUUUUUUUACAUGUAUUUUUUUUAUAUUGGUGCCUGCUGCCUACAUCCAAUGAUGUUUUGGGACCAAGGCCAAAGCUCAUUGAAAAACAAACUACGUUUAUAACGCUGUUAUAAAAACAAAAAAUAUCUCAACUCAGAUACUGAGACACUGAUGAGUCAAGAAAUUGAAAAGAUUUUAUGUUUUUCAGAGAAAGUAUUCUGUGCAAAAAUAUUGCCGUUCUCGCACCUUCACCUUUAGGUUUGUUUGGUUUCAUAUACGUUGUGUAUUUUGGAUAUUUUAAAGUAGAAAUGUACUGUAUCAGAGUUAUAUUCAGUGUCUAAGACCUAUACUUACACUAAAAAGCUGUUUCCCUAGUCAUACCUGACAAUGUGUAGGUACGGUGUAAUCACAAAGCGAUUAGUUAGUGUCUGUGGUGGCAAACUGUGUCAGUAGGAAUUAACUAAUGCAGUGAGAUUGACGACUUGAUUGAUGAGUUCUGUUCAUUUGAAGAUUAUUAAAGAACAUGAUGCUUAUUUUUUUUCUGACACAGAGUUAGUGAAAGUACUACCACUCUCUUACCUGUGGAAAAAAGGUGAAGCUACAAUCAGAUGCUAAUUAUCUUAUCCAGUGUAAAGUCAAUAGGAACCUUGCCUUGUGCUAACUGAUUGUUUUUUCAUAAUUGGUUGAUAUCCCACAUUUUAUAAGCUGUAAGGGUUAUGUGCCUGUUUUAAAUUUGCAUUUUUGUACUGAUUAAAAAAAACAAUUUAUUCAGGGUAACAAUAAAUGGAAAUAAACCUU
This is a messenger RNA of Platichthys flesus (European flounder), 2915 nucleotides long. RefSeq lists its product as uncharacterized. The record is from RefSeq and is a predicted model, not a curated record. Bases 195 to 1205 code for a protein of 336 amino acids. NCBI's taxonomy places the organism in Eukaryota, Metazoa, Chordata, Actinopteri, Pleuronectiformes, Pleuronectidae. The transcript has 5 exons. Gene Ontology annotation, molecular function: protein binding.